Molecule: messenger RNA, 300 nt
Organism: Baudoinia panamericana UAMH 10762
Lineage: Eukaryota; Fungi; Ascomycota; Dothideomycetes; Mycosphaerellales; Teratosphaeriaceae
Exons: 1
Coding region: 12-215 (67 amino acids)
Source: RefSeq, a predicted model, not a curated record
CGGAACUCGACAUGCUUGGUCCACCUGCGGAAGAUACCUGUCUUAACGAAAACUCAUCACCGGCUCCAUACGAUCCUCACGGGCUGGCUUACGGUGGUCUUGUGGACGACCCGUUCUUGCUUCUCACUUGCUUCUCGGUGACUCACUUUGAGGGCCAAGCCAGGGUGAUGGCAUUGCAUUGGGUUCUCAACGCCGUUCCAAAACUUAUCGAAUAAGAGGUCUGCGGGUCCCAAGGAGGAGAAUGACGCUGCGCCACUCGAGAGGGUCUGGAGAGGAUCGUCAGGCGGACUCGACCUGGAC